CCCGGUGCCCGAAGAAGAGAGAGGUAAGCUGACAUUUGCAUCCUACAUCCUACAAAUAUUUUGAACGUUGGCAGCACAAACUAUUCACAAUGCUAAACAUACGUGGAUUUAUUUUUAUCCGUGAUUUCCCCCAUUAAAGUUUAGAGCUUUACAAUGCCAAACCCGCGGCGUUCUGGGACAGCUUUUACGCGAACAACCAAAACAAAUUCUUCAAAGACAGACACUGGCUUCGCGUAGAGUUUUCAGAGCUGUUCGAGUGGACGAGCGACCGCGCUUCUGCCGACGAGAGCAAUGGUGCGGAAAAAUUGGAGGACCAGGUCGUUAAAGUCAAAUUUGGACAUGGUUCGACUCCAGCCGAUGGCAAGUUCCGGAUCAUGGAGGUCGGAUGCGGCGCUGGAAACGCAGUGUUCCCACUGCUGGCAGACAUCCGCGAUCCGCGCUUGUUUGUCUACGCCUGCGACUACUCAAAGACCGCAAUCAAUGUUGUAAAGGCCAAUGAGGCAUACGAUGAGACCAGAUGCAAGGCGUUCGUUUGGGACCUGUCAAGCGCCGAUUUGCCCGAGGGCGUUGAGCCAGCCAGCGUCGACAUCAUGCUGAUGAUCUUUGUAUUCUCGGCCCUCCAUCCUGAUCAAUGGGCGCAGGCUGUCGAGAACGCUUACCGGGUGCUCAAGCCCGGAGGCAUCCUGCUUUUCCGCGACUACGGCAGGAACGACCUCACGCAGUUGCGCUUCAAGAAAUCGCGGCUGCUGGACAGCAACUUUUACGUCCGCGGCGACGGCACGCGCGUCUACUUCUUUACGAACGAUGAGCUGGCCGAGGUCUUUGGAGGCAGGUUUACUGUCGAGCAAAAUGCCAUCGACCGCCGUCUGCUGGUAAACCGCAAGCUCGAGCUCAAAAUGUACCGCGUGUGGCUGCAGGCAAAGUUCCGUAAGCCGAUCAACGCGGAUUAAAUCUGCUUACAGUCAUCUCGCUCCAGGCUUCAAGUUUGGAUUUUGAUCUUGCAUUGAUAGGUUUUUUUAUGUUUUUUGGGUUGCCAUUUUGGAGCCGCUACUCCUUUUAUCU
Messenger RNA from Kickxella alabastrina, 1062 nucleotides. Its product is annotated as S-adenosyl-L-methionine-dependent methyltransferase. The transcript is spliced from 2 exons. NCBI's taxonomy places the organism in Eukaryota, Fungi, Kickxellomycota, Kickxellomycetes, Kickxellales, Kickxellaceae. Gene Ontology annotation, molecular function: tRNA (cytidine-N3)-methyltransferase activity. The coding region runs from base 375 to 950 and encodes 191 amino acids. The record is from RefSeq and is a predicted model, not a curated record.